AUGGCGAAUGUGAUUGGCGGUGGGCCACGGAAGCCGCCGAGAAUAAUUGCGCGGAAAAAUCCGGUCAAAAAAGAGUUGAAACCAAAUCUAAAUACUCAACGGAACUAUGAGUUGGAUAAACUGCGAUCUGCAGGAUUCGAGGUGCAAUCCGGAAUGUUGACAGUGAAUCCGAAUGCAAUUUUCAUACCCAAAGAAUUGCCAGGAAUCGCAAAUGAAGUUGAAUCUUAUCCUUGUAGAUAUUGUGUUGAACGAGUGUUUUUGACGAGUUCAGGAUUGGAAAAACACGCGAAAGAGCAUCAUCCAAAUGAAAUUGAUGUUGUGAUGAGUGAGAUUUUGAUGAUUAGCGCGGAAUGGAAGAAAAGAGAAUUCGAGAAAAUACGAUCAAAAGAAAGACAAACUAUUGAUCGAAUGAGACACGAAGCAAGAGCGACAGAAAUGAUUCGAGCAUCAAUGAAUGCUGAAAAUCCAAUAGAAAAUGAUAGUCACGCGGAUAGUUAUGAAGCAUGUAAUAUUUGUAAUGUUUUGAUAAAUGCAGCACAUCCAACUGCAAUGGAAUCACAUCAAAGAGCACAUAAAAAGAAUGACGAAUUAAGAAUGCAAUUAUUGGAACAAUAUGGAGUUGAAAUUGUGCAAAGAUUGACUUGUGAUUCGUGUAGUUUGGUAUUUAUGGAUGAAAAUAAAUUGAGAGGACAUAUUCAAUCACAUCAUAUGAGAAAAAAACGGUAAAUAUUUUUGUAUUUUAUGAGGAUCCUUCAAGAAAAUCAUGAUAUGCUUAUCACAAAUCAGAACAUAACAUUUUUUAAUUUUUUCAAACAAAGCUCCGGAAAAUUUUGAAAGUUUGAUUCGAAUUUCUUAAAUUGUUGAAUUUCUAGCCUUGUUUUUGAAAUUUUACGAAGCUUCAUUUCUCAUAAGAUUCGAAAUUUGUAAAUUUUCCCACGUCAUCAUCACUCACAACAAAAUUGACUCUGAAAUUUUUGCGCCAAAACCUACUCAGAAAACGUCUCGUCAACCGUCCGCGAGCCGGCAGACGGCCGUCGAAUUCUGAUACUAAUUUGUCAGUUUGCUAGCUCGCAGACAGCGCCUGCUAGGUUCUGCCAGCUAGCAACCUCGCGGCGAGCUGUCGAAAUGCCUCUGCUAGCUUUCGACAGCUCGCAACCUCGCGGACGGCUGACGAGACGUUUUCUGAGUAUGAUUUGGGUAUUUCAAAAAAUCAUGCAUUUUUAACGUUGCCACGUCAUAUCUUCAUUUUAGAUAUAUAAAUUUCAAAGACUUAUAAAAAUAACUUAUCACAGUCAAAUUCUAUAAUUUUUGCAGCUAUAUUUGUAAAUUCUGCGGAAACAUUUCUCAAAGUCUCAUGGAACUCAAUCUGCAUAAAACCGAUGUUCAUAAUGUUGUCCUAAAUUCUCGCGCAUAUGUAAAUGAUCAAUGGAAUGCGAUUCCUGAUUAUAUCAAAUCUCGGCGGCAAAUAAGAAAAAGAAAAUGGGAAGCACCGCAAGAUGACAAAGUUAUGGGAAAAAUAACAAAAGGUGAUGUUCCAUGUCGAAUUCAAUGCCCAGAUUGUCCACUUAAAUUAAAUCGACCAGUUUUUCUCAUCAAACAUAUGCAAAGAGUUCAUAAUAAAACAGUAUUCGGAUGUUUUGUUGAAACUGGCGGUUUGCCAACAUUUCGAAUUGAUGUUGAAGAAGAUGCAAUUUAUUGGACAUGUUGUAAUAUCAAAUAUAUGGAUAGACAAGAAUUCAUUAGACAUCGAAGAUGUCAUAUUCCUGGUUCACCAGCUGCUGAAAUUGAUGAGGAAAUAGUUGAAGGAACAAGUUCGCAAGGUGUUGAAGUUGAUGGGGAAAACUUUGAAGGAGAAUUGGUACAAGGACCAGAUGGAACUAUGCAAGUUAUUAUACCUGAAGGAAUGGAGAUUAAUGGAGAUGUUUAUGUGAUGUUUGAUAAUGAUUAUGAUGGAAAUGGAGAAACAUCAAAUGGUGGAGAGAAAGAACAUGCAAAGACUGGAAAGGUUUGUUGAUUUGAUUUUUUGAAAUUCUGAAAUUGUCACUUCAAAACCAAUAAUUUCUAGAAAAUCUGGUUUUUUUUACAUUUUUCACCAAAAACAUCUCAAAAAAUCCCCGUGUUUUUUGUAGGUCCGAAUUGUUCACGCUCAUCAACGAAAUCCAAGAGAAGAAGUUUCCGAAGAACAUGUCGAAGGAAUAAUUGAUCAAGGAGAAGAUGAAGAUGGUCGAGAAGUAAUUACACUAACUCAGGAACAAUUUGAUCAAUUACAAAUGGAAAUGGGAGACGAAUGGAAUAAUAUGGAAAUUGUGCUGGUUAAUUCAGAUGGUCAAAUUAUUGAGGAUGAAAAUCGAAAGUCAAAUGAGCCUGAAAUCAAUGGCCAGCCACUUUUUGAUUAA
Molecule: messenger RNA, 2396 nt
Organism: Caenorhabditis angaria
Lineage: Eukaryota; Metazoa; Nematoda; Chromadorea; Rhabditida; Rhabditidae
Source: the annotation of a GenBank genome assembly